Messenger RNA from Leptopilina boulardi, 2262 nucleotides. RefSeq names its product twisted gastrulation protein homolog 1-like. Lineage: Eukaryota; Metazoa; Arthropoda; Insecta; Hymenoptera; Figitidae. The transcript has 7 exons. The coding region runs from base 910 to 1644 and encodes 244 amino acids. Gene Ontology annotation, biological process: regulation of BMP signaling pathway. The record is from RefSeq and is a predicted model, not a curated record.
AGUUGUCAACAUUAUUUUUAGGUUAGAAAAAUGUAAACAAAGCAUUAAUCAUGCAUAAAAAACUAAGAAACUUAUAAAAUAACACUUGUUAAUUAGCGGAAAAUCUGCGUUUUUAAAAUCUAUUUAGUGAAACAUUUGAUUAUUUCUUCAGUGACAAUUGGUGUUUAUUUUUGUUUUGGAAAAAUUUAUAGUUUUACAAUAUCUACUGGACGUUUAAAGUUUUUAUGUUGCAAAAAAACAGUGCAAAAAUUUAUUGAAUAAACACAUUAAAAAAUAAGAUGAAUCUUCAAUGAAGAGGAUUUAAUGAAGAAGAAGAGAAAAAAAUAUGAGAUAAUUAUUUUAAUUGGUUGAAACUGGAAAUAUAUUGAGAAAACAAUAGUCAGAGACACGGCACGCGUGAUAAUAGCGGAAGCAACUUAGUGUUCUUUAAACGGCUUAAAUGUCGUUGAUUGCAGUAGGAGGUAAAUGAGAGUUUCCAAAGGAACGAAGAAGAUUAAGAGUUUUCAAGAGGGUGACGAAAGAGACUCUCGCUUAUAGGGGGGUUGGACGGGAAGCAUAACUGCACAACAACAACAACAGCAGCAGCAGCAGCAGUACCGCAGAAAUCGAUUGUGCGUUCUCCAGAAGAGAUCUUAACGAGCGAGAAAGAAAAAGAGUGAGAGGAUCCAGUUUUUUUUUUUUACAAUUGUGAUUAUUUCUCAAAAUUUAUAUCAAUUUUGACUCUUAUUUUUUGAUUUGGAAAAUUAAAUUCAAGUUCGAAAUGUGUUCUAUGGCAACUCGAACCGGUUGCCACGCUCUUAAAAUAGUUUCUCCAGCGUAAAAGAAACAUACGUGCGUGGAAAUACUCUUUUGUGAAGGGAGCAGAGAGAGAAAGAGAGAAAGAAAGAGAGUCAGUUUCAGGAAAAAAAAAUGACGAGAACACGAGUAAUAAUUGGACUGGGAACAGCGACAAUUGUCUUUUUAGCAAUAACGAGCUUUUCGAAAGCUUGUAAUGAGGCAAUUUGCGCCAGCGUCGUUAGUAAAUGUAUGCUCACAGGAAGCUGCAAGUGUGAUUUAGUAACUUGUACCUGCUGCAAGGAAUGCUUUCAUUGUUUAAGCUAUUUUUAUGAAGAAUGCUGUUCUUGCGUUGAUCUUUGUCCAAAACCGAAUGUCACUGACAAUCCUCUGAGUAAAAAAUCUCAUAUCGAGGAAUUUAGUGAACCAGUUCCGGGACUUUUUCUCGCUCUCACAGCAGAUAUUGAUCCUCAUAAACGAUGGAUCACUUAUACAUUUCCAGUAGAUUUUAAUGUCACUAUGUUUAAAUCAAAACAAGAACAUGAACCGAAAUAUUAUAUGAAAUCCGUUGAUGCAGAAUCAAAGCAUCCUCAAAAUCCAAAUGUGGUGACAGUGAAUUGUACAGUUGCCUAUAUGGCGCAAUGUACAUCCUGGACUAAAUGUAAAGCCUCAUGUCAAAGUAUGGGAGCAACGAGCUUUCGUUGGUUUCACGAUGGAUGCUGUGAAUGCAUAGGAAAUACCUGCAUCAAUUAUGGAAUUAAUGAAUCAAGAUGUCUUCAUUGUCCCCUUGAUAAAGAAGAUGACGAUCUCAAGGAUCAAUAUGACGACUAUGGACAGGACGAAGAACUCAACGAGGAUGAACUCGAUUAAAAAGGAGAAAAAAAGCAAAUAAUUUUUCAUUCGAUCUGAAUUUCAAAAAAAAAAAAAAAAAAAAAAUUCCGGUCACUAGAAAAAAUUUGCAAAUCUUAUAAUUUUAAAAUUAUACAGAAUGGACAUUAAAUAAAAAUCAAAUGUAAAAGAAUUUUACAUUUGAUUUUGGACAAAAUUUUCGAAAAAAAAAAGAAUGAACAAAUUGUCAGUGAAUCGAAACGAAGCUGGAUUUUGGUUUGAGAUUCAUAUAUACAUAAAUAUAUAUAUUUUUUUAAAACUUGUCGAAGUUUCGAUGAAACAAAAAAAAAAAAAAAAAAAAAAUUGACAAUAACUUAAAGAAAAAGAGGGCCAAAAAAAUCAAACAGAUUACAAAACGAGUCGAUCAUGACAAUAACUUUAAAAGAAAGAACAAAAAAAGUUUGUGGAGGGCCAGACUUAACGAUUCUUAUGGAUCACUUUUAUUGUGCAUUAUAGUUAGUUUAUAUAUAUUUUUCUCAUGAUUAUGUUUAAUAUCUAAGGCAAUAUUACAUGUGUUUUCCGUACGAUGAUAUUUAAGAACAAUAUAUAAUUAUCGCACUGUGCCAUAAAAAAAAAUAAAAUAAAAAAUUGUACAUAUGA